AGCAUAUUUACACCGGAUGACUCAACAACAACUUCCGGGUUAAACUAGCUGUCGUGACCUUGGUCGGCUGAUUCAAAGCUGAUCAUCAUGGCGGCUGUCUUCAGGCUAACUUCUGUCUUUCGUAAAGGAGUUCCACCUCUUUACUUCCAAAGUGCUUUGCUGGCAAGGCCGUUGGUUGUACCACGCAAACAACGGGAGCAGACUUACCUUCUCACUGCAAGGAUUCAUGCAUCUCAGACUUUGAAUGCAAGUUCUGGCUCUCAAGCUGCCUCUCUGCAUUGGACAGCUGAGCGAGUGCUGAGCAUCCUGCUCCUGGCCAUGGGGCCUGUGGCCUAUUUUCACCCCGGUCCUGCUAUAGAUUAUUCUCUGGCUGCUGCACUCACCCUCCAUGGACACUGGGGCCUCGGGCAGGUGUUGACAGAUUAUGUCCACGGAGACACCAAAGUCAAGGUCGCCAACACAGGUCUCUUCCUCCUGUCGACGGUCACUUUUGCUGGCCUUUGUUACUUCAACUACAACGACGUGGGCAUCUGCAAAGCUAUCGCCUUGCUUUGGAGCAAAUAAACAUGCUUGUGGACUGGAAGACUGACCCGAACGUGUUUAUUAUAAUGACAGUUAUGACAAUAUUCAUGUGUAUUGUAACUCAUAUUGAUCAUUUCUUUUCAUGACAAUUUUCUUACCUGCACAAGUUUCUGUUCAUGCGCUGCAUGGGUGGAAAUGUAUUCUACUUUUCUUAACUGUUCGUAUGACUAUCAGACAUAUUUUCUACAAAAUGUGUCUCAGUCAUGUUUGACAUCUAAUUUAUUAUUUCUUUCUUUGAAGAUCUAUUUGCCGCAUGAUGUAUUUUGUGUUUGCUGCAAUGCGUACAUACCUUUUUGUUUCAUAACCCAUCCAAGAUAACACAUUUUAACGUCAGCAUUUACCCUACCACUAUAUUUGGGGUGUGGCCACCUCCUGGAGGUCCAUUUCAUAGUUUUCAUACAGAUUACAAUGAAAUAUAAGGAUACUUUUCACAUAGAACAUGGCUGAAUUGUUCUAUAUACGCUGGCCGACAAUGUGCGUGUGUUUGUGUCAAUGUAUGGAUUAUCAUCCUACUCUCCACAAACAUGCACGAGUACACGCUAAAUGUAACUGAAGGGAAACAUUGAACGUCCACUUGAUGUAUUUUUAAUGUCGCACAUGAGGAGUACAGUUUGACAUGUCCAUCUGCCAGCAAAUUAUGAGUGUCAAUCAUUCACUGUAAAUCAGCAAACAAAUCAAAGCUUCGGAAAAUAAAAGUUUAAUUUCUGUUUGGA
Molecule: messenger RNA, 1295 nt
Organism: Entelurus aequoreus (snake pipefish)
Lineage: Eukaryota; Metazoa; Chordata; Actinopteri; Syngnathiformes; Syngnathidae
Product: succinate dehydrogenase [ubiquinone] cytochrome b small subunit B, mitochondrial-like
Exons: 4
Coding region: 88-564 (158 amino acids)
Biological process (GO): mitochondrial electron transport, succinate to ubiquinone; tricarboxylic acid cycle
Cellular component (GO): mitochondrial envelope; membrane
Molecular function (GO): ubiquinone binding; heme binding
Source: RefSeq, a predicted model, not a curated record